AGUUUGCACGUUUGCAUUCUGCACAUGGGGGAAAGAUGUACCAUGCUGCAGCCCUGAUGGUGUUUUCAUUGCCUUAUGACCCAAUUAGCUGAUCAGUACAGUAGCUAGGACAAUCACAAUGAACAUUCACGAGCCCGCAUAUGUGGCCAAUUUCACGGGAGCCGCCAACUGCUACUCGGCGGUCACUUGGUCGCCCGACAACAAAAUCAGCGCGAUCACCAACGAGGCAGUGCGGGUUCUGGGUUCACCUUGUUCUCCUCAUGAGAGUAACUACCCUCUCCAGCUCAACAAGGCAAUGAUACCGAAUCCAGAAGAACCGUUUGAUAUUGCCACAACUCCUUAUGACUCCGAUCUCGCGGACCUGGACGUUGAUGAUCGGCACGCACUGAUGAUGGACAUCACGCUUUCACCUGACAGCGCUAAUGCUGUCCUACACAAAACAUACCACAGGGCUGUGUGGUCUCCAACGCAUCUGGGGGGCAAGAACAGGUGCAUUCUCGCAACCCUGACUCGGGACCAUCGAAUUCAGAUCUGGAUGGAGAGCACCGAAGCAUGCUGGGAAUGUCUGGCGGAGCCCUCUCAGCUACAUUACGAUCGAGCCAAAGAGUCGUGGACUUCACCUCGCAAGCGACAGCCACUUGAGAGGGCGUCAGCCUACUCUAAAUGCGUCUUCGACCUCCUGCGAGAAAGGAGCUACUCUGUGGCUGCUCUCGAAAUUGUGUGGUCUCACCUCAUUGAGGAUAAUGAGGCGACGUCGUUCGCUCUCCUCAUAGAGGUCACACGCGGUGGGCAACUUCUAGUAUGGAAGGUACCAGUUUUUACUCGCGGCCAGAGUUUUGAAGUAGAGCUCUUGAAGGAAGUGGACACUAGCAUCAUGCAGGCUGGUCGUCUUUGUUGGCAUGAAACAUCCAAGACCUCUGGUAUCUUGGUAGCAGGCUCUGAUGAUGGUAGUGUGACCUUGCGAACAGUGGCACUCUGCAGUGGAGACGAAAAAGUGCGGCUGGGCGAACCGCUUGUCCUACGGGAGAGCGACGGGAGACCAGCACAGCACGUGGUUUGCGCACGCAGCAAAGAGGACAGCUACCUGGUGUGUGUGGCCAAAGGCCGCAUCCUGUACUGCUUUCGGGUGACUGUGGAUGCCGACAGUGGCAGAGCACAACUGUUGCACAGUGCCUUCACCCGUGAUGCCUGUGUGUCAUUUGUCACAGCCCUUGACAAGUGCCCAAGUGAUGAGCACGACCUCCAUGUGCUUGCCUGCACGAUGAAUGCAGAGAUUGUGAACGUUCGUAUUGACAAUGAUCUCAACUUCAACAUUGACAAAAUCUCCAUUGAGCUACCCUGGAUGCUUCAACCCGUAGGCCUGGCCGUCUCGCCUAAUGGUGUCUAUUUUGCAAUGCUCUAUAACAUCACCACCAUGGUCCACGAGAGUAUCAUCAAGGAGCCUCUGCAGCUCAUGAUCUACAACCGGACAGAUGUGGCUGACGUGUCCAAGUUGCUUCUAAGUAAGGCAAGAACAGACAGCACCACAACAGAUAUCCAGCUUACAAACAUUCUGGAUUGUCUCGACCGGAUUCAGUCGUACAGCUGCGGCAAAGCGAACCUGCCGGAGGAACUGAAGGUGUACAUGACGGAUGUCAGUGCAGUCGGGUCUCUCGAAAAAAUCUCCAGAUUUGGACUUCAGCUGUUCUGUUUUCUCAAGAAGGUGGAAGGAACCCUAAACAAGUCCACUGAGCCAGACCAAGACUUUACCUGGGCAUGCAUGGAGCUAAUGCGGCGACACAUUUUGGCCGUUGUCAGCGAUUGCAACGAAGGCCAACUAACCGAACCUCAGAAGUCAUCACUACGACUCUUCUACAACUGGUUGUCCACCACAGGAGUGGAGACGCAAGAGCGGAUCUCCCGGCUUUUCGCUCCCGAGCCAGUGGCCAGUGCGGUGGCCUCCGUUGCGGGAGGAGAGCUCAUCGUUUUCGAAGAGUGCCCCAUUUGUGAAGACGCCAUCCCUUUCCAGGAUCUAAACAACGGCACUUGUGGCCAGGGCCACCGAUUCGGCCGGUGUGUCAACUCUAUGUUGGUGUGCUCCCAGACUCCAAUGAGGUACUGCAGUACUUGUCAGCAGUGUGCGCAACGCAAAAGUGUCUGGCCAGAUGGGGAGGUUUGCCUGUACUGUGGCAAGUGGCUUCUGUAAACUGGCCAAUGAGUGAUGCUGCGUGUUUCAAUAAGCUAUACUAUGAGUUCCUUGGACAUGUUUUCUCCGAAUAUCUGAAGUUUUCUCGGAUCUGUGUUUCCUUGCGCGUUAAGUGAGAUAUCUGCGUAGCACAACGCUGACUGCAGCCCAUUCAUAGCUUGCCACACUACUCGGAUGAGUAGCAACAACGAGGGAUAUUGUGGAAGCAGCACGAGCGACUGUUCAGACAACUGCAGCGCAGGUCAAAAGUUGCAGUGGUGCAAGAUGGAAUCUCGUGAGUUUCAGGGUCCACAUGCUCUAGCUCUAGGCUACUGCUCAGGUGUACAGUUGUGUAAAUAGCAGGUAUCUAUGUCAGCUCAUAAUAAAUAACGACAGUCUUUGA
Rhipicephalus microplus (southern cattle tick) is the source of this 2567-nucleotide messenger RNA. Its product is annotated as general transcription factor 3C polypeptide 4. Gene Ontology annotation, cellular component: transcription factor TFIIIC complex. NCBI's taxonomy places the organism in Eukaryota, Metazoa, Arthropoda, Arachnida, Ixodida, Ixodidae. The record is from RefSeq and is a predicted model, not a curated record. Gene Ontology annotation, molecular function: histone acetyltransferase activity; protein binding. Gene Ontology annotation, biological process: transcription initiation at RNA polymerase III promoter.